Micropterus dolomieu (smallmouth bass) is the source of this 3809-nucleotide messenger RNA. Its product is annotated as interferon-induced, double-stranded RNA-activated protein kinase-like. The record is from RefSeq and is a predicted model, not a curated record. Gene Ontology annotation, biological process: protein phosphorylation. Bases 521 to 2638 code for a protein of 705 amino acids. The transcript has 19 exons. Gene Ontology annotation, molecular function: ATP binding; double-stranded RNA binding; protein kinase activity. NCBI's taxonomy places the organism in Eukaryota, Metazoa, Chordata, Actinopteri, Centrarchiformes, Centrarchidae.
UUCAUGCUACAGCGCUUGCAUUUGGAAAUUGACAGUGAGAAUUGUGACAGAAUAAAGCCGCUAACUCUGCAGUCAGCUCGCUCAGGGCCGUUUCAAUACAUUUACCAUAAUGGUCGGAAUACGUGUGCACUCCAAAUGACGGCUCGCCACCAGACCGCAGUUCAUAACAAGGCAGAGCACCACCGAUAAACGCAUAACAGUUGCUGGCCAAAACUAACAGCUUCGAUUUGACAGUAUACUAAGCUAACACGUUACCAGUUUGACAUCUUAACGGGGCGUUAGCUCCCGCUUGGUUGAUGUUUGCUUAACUGUUUCUGAUAUAAUUUGAAGGUGCCAUGUUGUGUGACGUUUACCGAGAAAACGAAACCUAACAGCGGGUGAGGCUGAAUGGAAGCUGGGCCCAGAUGUACAAAGACAUGGAAGCAGAGUUGAGAUGAAAAUGGAAAACAUGUCAAUUGCACUUUGUUCUCUUAUUUGCUUUUAAUUUUAGUUGACAUUCCGACCGUUGAGUACGUUUAUAAUGGAAACGGUAAACUACGUAGCUAAACUAAACGAGUAUGCACAGAGAACACGCACGAACCUGAAAUUCGAGGACGUUGGAUCUGUUGGCCCUGACCACAUUAAAACAUUCACUCUUAGAGCAGUCCUAAAUGGUAAGGUGUAUCCUGAUGGUGUGGGAAGGAGCAAGAAGGAAGCCAGACAGAAUGCAGCUAAAAAUGCCCUGAAAAGCUUGGAGGAGGAACCACUUUACUCUACAGAAAAUGCAACAGAAAUGUCUCCUGCACCAGUUCAUCAGACCAGUGUCAGUAACAUCAACUAUAUAUGCUGGUUAAAUGAAUAUGGCCAGAAAAAGAGGGUGACUAUAAGGGCUGUGGAGUCAACAAGACUGGGUCCAAAUAUCGGCACUCAUUUGUGUAAUGUUAGAUCCUGUAGCUUUGUGGUUGGUGAUAAGGAGUAUCCACCUGCCUAUGGGAAAACAAAGAGGGAAGCCAAGGAGGAAGCAGCUAAGCUUGUAUAUUAUGAUAUACAUGAAACGACAUGUGGCAGUAAAACUACAGAGACUGGCAAGGAGAAAUACAGCAUUGCAGUGUUAAGCCAACCAGAGCAAGAAUUGAAACAAAAUGUGUCAGACAUCUGUGAUAAGACCAAGAGAUUGAGCGUGAGAUCUACAGACGAAGGUUUUACAGAUACAAAUUUCGUAGGACUUGUCAACCAUUACUGUCAGGCCACAAAGCGCUCCCAGGAUUACGUCCUAGUGAAUAGAUGCGGUCCACCACAUAACACACAAUUUUUCUACAAGUUGGUGAUCAACGAUAAGGACUACCCUGUGGGUGAAGGUAAGAGCAUCAAGGAAGCCAAACAAAAUGCAGCUCGGUUGGCGUGGUCUGCUCUUCAAGAGCAGUCAGACUGGAACAGCAAGUUGUCUUUCUUGUCAGCUGUGUCUGAUGCUUCACCAGCCAGGCUGUCCACACCACCAAGCAUACCGGACAGAAAAUCCGAAAGCGUGCCAGCUACUACAGGUGACUCAGUGGUUUUCACCAAUUCAUCAAAUCCUCCCAAAGAUCAGAUUCAAAGUCCUGAUGUGAAGCCCAAAAUAAGAAUUGCAGCAAAUUUCCCAAACGCCAAACGAAACAGCAAAGAGGACAUAAUGCCUAAUUUUAAUGGCAAGAAUCCAGUAAAUAUUCAGAGUGAAAAAACGACAAACAAGUCAGUGAUCUCCAGCAGGUUUACAUCAGAAUAUGACUCUAUAGUGUGCCUUGGCAAAGGAGCCUUUGGUCAUGUUUUCAAGGCAAAGCAAAAACUCCUUCAAAGGAAUUAUGCUAUAAAGAUUGUCCGCUGCAAAGAGAAAUCACUACGGGAGGUGAUUGCGUUAUCAGACCUCCAGCACUGCAACAUUGUUCGAUACUACACCUGUUGGUUGGAGGAUUCAGGAUACGAAAGGGACAGCGCAGCUGACAGUUGCAGCAGUUCGCAGUCGACUGAUAAUUCAUCUGUAAAGUACCUCUAUAUUCAGAUGGAGUUGUGUGACACCAAAACGCUUAGAGUGUGGAUAGAUGAGAAGAAUAUUCAGAAUGUAAAGAAAUCUCUGCGAAACACCAAGAGAAGAGAAGAAAGUCUAACCAUUGCUCAGCAAAUAGUCAGUGGGGUCGAAUACAUCCACUCCAAGAUGCUCAUCCACAGAGACCUGAAGCCUGCCAACAUCAUGUUUGGACUGGAUGGGGAAGUGAAGAUUGGAGACUUUGGCCUGGUCACUGCUGAGAAUGACGAUGCUGAGAACGUGAUCGAGAGAACUGUGUACAAAGGAACCCCAUCUUACAUGGCUCCUGAGCAAAGGAGCGGGAACAAAAUAUAUGACCGAAAAGUGGACAUAUUUGCUUUGGGAUUGAUAUAUUUUGAACUCCUUUGGAACUUCUCUACCAGCCACGAAAGGAAAGCUAUUUGGGAUGAUGCCAGAAACCAGAAACUUCCUCAAGGAUUCUCACACAAUUUUUCUUUGGAGGACCGAAUUAUAAAGUCAACACUGUGUAUGAAGCCAGAAGACCGACCUGAAGCAAGUAAACUAAAGAUGGACUUGGAAGAGUGCAGUCAUACACUUAAGACACUUAAAGAAAUGCGUCGCGACAGUAGGACUGUCUGAUUAUUGCAGGGAAAUUCUUGAACAAUAGGCGAAAGCAUCAGUCAUCACAAGCAUGACUAUUUAUUCCGCAGUCUGUUCCAUAGUACUUGUACUUGGACGUUUUUGAAUGCCAUGGGAAGUGUCUUCAUGAACUGAUAGUGCAAAAUGUAUCAUAAUUGGUACUUGAUGGGAAGAGACACAACCCCGUGCAUUUUAUAAUCAAGGAAUGCAACAUUCACUUUUAACAAAUAAUAAUGUCCUGGAUUAUUACUUUGUCAGCGGGUAUUGAAAUGUGUUCAAGGUGAUGUCACAUUACACCCUUUGCUUUGUAAUGAAUAGCAUGAGUUGGAAAAUUAAACAAAGGGUGUGAUGUUCAUUAAUCUUCUGUAAGGUUCCUACUGUUGUAUUUAAUACAAUUUGUGGAUUUUAGUGGAUGAGUAGACUCACAAAUGAGUGUGGAUGGGAAUUUUAUCAGCUCCGAGUUAUAGACGCCAACUUCCAGAAAAUCCCAUUCAUGUACCGAAUACUUGCACGUGCUACGUCAUUGAGUCCCAACACUAUGAGUGCAAGGCAAACAUGUACAGAUAUGAAUAUUCAGCAUUCGAGAAAUAUAGGAAAAUUACACUUGAAAUAUAAAUAUUCUUUUUUUAUUCUUUAUUCAAGCUUGACAAGUAAGUACUUUACCUCCAAGCAAUGGCUCAACAUUUCUACUGUAGAUUUGGCCACAGUCUGUUUCCUUUGUAAAAUGUAUAUUCAGUCAAGAUUCAAGUUUAAGCUUCGGACUGCAGGAAAACCAUUGAGGUCUUCCACCACUGCAGCCUUGCAAGCCAGUUAGAGGUCAGAAGCAAACCGUUAAUGACUAGCCACUGAUUCAGCAUCACUCUACAGAUGCAUUUUUACAGGGAUGUCAGGAGCCAGGAACAGGGAAAAUCAGAAACUAUCCCAGAUGAUUAGGCCAUCUUUGGUGAAAGAUUAUUGAGGUUUAAGAGGUAAGAAGUCAAAUGAACACAGCUUUAAAAAAAAUAAUAACACGUUGAACACCACUGUCAUAGUAUACUGGUGGAUCCAGUGUAUAACAUGUAGCUGCACUUGUGUUUUGUAUGUGUGCAUCCAGUGUUUGUGGUGUACCCUCUGGAGAUGCUGGCAGUGCUGGCACUGCAGUGGGCUACAGACAAUAAACCAGGAAAUGUCU